CUUCGUCUUCCUCCCAUCGGUCCCCGUAUUGUUCGAGAUAGUCGACUGUCUUGUUUGGCGUUUGCUCACGUCGCCGGAUGCUUCGACUCGAUUCAACUCCAAACUCUGCAGCUUCAUUCGAGCCGUCCUCCACAGAUCCGGAGAACCCUGACGAGGGUUUAUGAGCUCCUUCUCUCUCACCCUCAAUCCAAAAGUAGCCGAUUUGGAUUGUGGAAAUUAGUAUUGACAUUGAUCGCCCGGCCCUUCCGGGAAGAUUUUGGGUAUCAUUAUACUACUGACUUGGAAUAGAGUGGAACCGAGAAGAUCAUAUGAAACCUUCGGCGGCAGCUGUCUUCUUCAUUUGUCUGCUCCUCUCCGAUUGCCUUCACACUGUCCGUGGAGAAGAAACCAAGAAGAACAAGUUUCGGGAGCGGGAGGCCAGUGACGAUGCCGCCGGCUACCCAGAACUGGAUGAAGAUGCGUUGUUGAAUACGCAGUGCCCUAGGAACUUAGAGCUGAGAUGGCAAACAGAAGUAAGCUCUAGCAUUUACGCUACUCCCUUGAUUGCUGAUAUCAACAGUGACGGGAAGCUAGACAUAGUAGUUCCCUCUUUUCUGCACUAUCUAGAAGUUCUUGAAGGCUCUGAUGGGGAUAAAAUGCCUGGCUGGCCUGCAUUCCACCAGUCUACUGUUCAUGCUAGUCCUCUCCUACACGACAUUGACAAAGAUGGUGUAAAAGAAAUUGCUCUGGCAACAUACAAUGGGGUGGUGAUGUUUUUCAGGGUUUCAGGCUACAUGAUGACGGAGAAACUGGAGGUACCUCGUAGAAGAGUUAAAAAAGAUUGGUAUGUUGGCCUGAAACAAGACCCUGCGGAUCGUUCUCAUCCUGAUGUCCAUGAUGAUGAACUUAUCAGGGAUGCUGCUGAGAAGAAUUCAGUGUCCCAAACAUCUGGAGUUACUCAUGGAAACACUCCGGAUACAACCACUCCAUUUGCUAAAUCAGCAGAAAACCAACCUCCAGGAAAUGGAAGUGUAUCUGUAGCAAACACAACGGUUACUAGUUCAGAGGCCAAUAAUCCUAAAGCCGAAGGAAGUACUCUUGGACAAGCAAAUGGUACAGAAACUUUAACAUUGCAGAAUACCAUUCCUGCAAAUAGGAGUGCAUUGGAUGCAAACAAUACUGUCCCUACAUCAAUUGCAAACAAUCCAGCUAAUACAUCCAAUCAAGAGAGUGUACGUGUGAGGAUUGCAGAAUCAGUCUUCAAAAUGCCCACAAGGCCAGAUAAUAAUUCUGGAAAUGCCGAGUCUACAAGAUUGGGUGAUGCGGAUAAUAAAACAGUUUCUGCUCGGCGUCUUCUUGAAGAUAAUGAUUCAAAGGUUUCAGAUUCAGAGAAUGAAAAGAAUACUCGUGAUGACCUUCAUGUGGCCACUGUGGAGAAUGAUGAAGGGUUGGAAGCAGAUGCUGAUUCAUCAUUUGAGUUAUUCCGUGACACUGAUGAGCUGGCCGAUGAAUACAAUUAUGACUAUGAUGAUUAUGUAAAUGAAUCGAUGUGGGGAGAUGAGGAGUGGAAUGAAGGAAAACAUGAGAAAUUGGAAGACUAUGUCAAUGUUGAUGCCCAUAUAUUGUCUACUCCUGUUAUAGCAGACAUUGAUAAGGAUGGAGUUUCAGAGAUGAUUAUUGCAGUAUCAUACUUCUUUGAUCACGAGUACUAUGACAACCCAGAACAUUUGAAGGAACUAGGCGGGAUUGAUAUUGCAAAGUAUGUUGCUGGCUCAAUAGUGGUUUUUAAUCUCGACACAAAGCAAAUUAAGUGGACAAGAGAACUAGAUUUAAGUACAGAUAGUGCCACCUUCCGUGCAUAUAUAUAUUCCACACCUACUGUAGCUGAUCUGGACGGUGAUGGCUAUUUGGACAUUCUAGUUGGAACCUCAUUUGGCUUGUUUUACAUCCUGGAUCACGGCGGUAAUGUUAGGGAAAAGUUUCCACUCGAAAUGGCUGAAAUUCAGGGAGGAGUAGUUGCUGCUGAUAUUAAUGAUGAUGGUAAAAUUGAACUGGUGACCACUGACACACAUGGAAAUAUUGCCGCAUGGACUCCCCAAGGAGUAGAAAUUUGGGAGACUCAUCUCAAGAGUCUUGUUUCCCAGCAACCAACUGUAGGUGAUGUUGAUGGUGAUGGCCACACUGAUGUGGUGGUUCCAACACUCUCAGGGAACAUAUAUGUCCUUAGUGGCAAAGAUGGCUCUAUGGUCCGCCCUUACCCAUACAGAACUCAUGGGAGAGUGACCAAUCAAGUCCUUCUCGUCGAUCUUAGUAAACGAGGGGAGAAAAGCAAAGGGCUUAGUUUAGUGACCACAUCAUUUGACGGUUACUUGUAUCUUAUAGAUGGACCUACAUCCUGUGCGGAUGUUGUUGACAUUGGGGAAACUUCGUAUAGCAUGGUUUUGGCCGACAAUGUGGAUGGUGGAGAUGAUCUGGACCUGAUCGUCACAACCAUGAACGGGAAUGUCUUUUGCUUCUCCACUCCAUCGCCACAUCAUCCCCUGAAGGCCUGGAGGUCUCCUAAUCAAGGACGGAACAAUCUGGCCAAUCGCUACAAUCGUGAAGGGGUCUUCAUCACACAUCCUUCGAGAGCUUUCCGGGAUGAAGAAGGAAAGAGCUUCUGGGUGGAGAUCGAGAUUGUAGAUAAACACAGGUUCCCGUCUGGAUCUCAAGCACCCUACAAUGUCACUACAACACUGUUGGUUCCAGGCAACUACCAAGGUGACAGAAGGAUAACACAAUCUCAGAUCUACGACCAACCGGGGAAGUACCGGGUAAAGCUUCCUACAGUUGGAGUCAGGACGACAGGAACAGUGGUGGUGGAAAUGGUGGACAAGAACGGACUUCAUUUCACCGACGACUUCUCUCUGACUUUCCAUAUGUAUUACUACAGAAUGCUGAAAUGGCUGGUCGUCCUCCCAAUGCUCGGCAUGUUUGGCAUUCUGGUCAUUCUUCGUCCACAGGAAGCUAGGCCUUUGCCCUCUUUCUCUCGGAACACCGACCUAUGACUGGAGAGAUCUCGCGUCCAACCUUUUCCACUCACAUCAAACAUGGUUGGUCAACUAACUUGAAUGGGCACCAAAGCUCAGGACAAGAGGGCAUCUGCGAAUCGGGCGGAGCCAAGUUAUUCCGGGUACAGGGAGGAGAGGUUUUGAAGAUGCAAACAUGACAGAAGGUUGGAUUAGACUGUUGAUUGACAGAUUGAGGACUGAACAUUGUAACAUAGUACUCUUGGAGUUGACAUAGGUUGGAUUUUGGAGUCGCUUGUACCAAAAGAAUACUGGAAAAAAAGGUCAGAUAGAGGAGACUAUUCGAGGCACUAACGAACUGUCGAAUCGGCAUUAGAGCAUUACAUUCGCAUCUUUCCCUUCAAAAGAGAAGAGCUUGACUAGCUAGCUGCCAGUUUCACCAUCUACUACAUAUUUACAAAAUAUAACAGCU
Linum tenue is the source of this 3459-nucleotide messenger RNA. Lineage: Eukaryota; Viridiplantae; Streptophyta; Magnoliopsida; Malpighiales; Linaceae. The record is from the annotation of a GenBank genome assembly.